This is a messenger RNA of Ceratitis capitata (Mediterranean fruit fly), 5193 nucleotides long. RefSeq names its product peroxidasin homolog. Gene Ontology annotation, molecular function: peroxidase activity; heme binding. The record is from RefSeq and is a predicted model, not a curated record. Lineage: Eukaryota; Metazoa; Arthropoda; Insecta; Diptera; Tephritidae. Gene Ontology annotation, biological process: response to oxidative stress. The transcript is spliced from 13 exons. The coding region runs from base 325 to 4482 and encodes 1385 amino acids.
AAAUACAACAGCAAUUAAAAAAAUUAACUCUGAGUAAUAACAAAAACAACAACAACUACAGUAGUUAAUUAUCGUAACAACAUCAGCAACAAUUAAGUAUCAUCAUCGCUUGCAAUUGUAGUUUGCUUUAAAGAUUUAAGUACAACACUACAUACAUAUAUAUAUACAUAAGUCUACGUCUAAGCGCAAAACACGAACUGUACCUUAAGUAAAUAAGAAAGUAUCCUGUGAGUCGAGUGAUUUGUGUAAUUUUUACAUUGGAAACUGGAACAUUAUUGUUUUCGAAACAGAAAAAGUAAAUCAGUAUAAAAGAGAAAAGUUGAAAUGGCAAAGCAACGCCUACGAAUCGGAUUAUUAAUAUGUUGUCUCUUUGUGGCCACCACUAGCGCUUUGCGCACCCCCGAUGAUUUGCAAGCCAACGCUGAGUCUGCCCUCCGCCUGGAACGCGCCCGUUCGUUGCGUGUGUGCAACCAAACAGACACUGAAAUCUGCCCACCGAGCAAAUAUCGCCAACCAACCGGCGAGUGCAAUAAUGUUUCGCAUCGCAAGUGGGGCGCACGUGGCGAUGUCUUGCUGCGUCUCCUCACACCAGACUAUGCCGAUGGCAUUAGUCAGCCGCGCACUUCGCAUGGCACACAUGCGCUACCCGAUACCGAUGCAGUUAUUGAGCAGCUACAAAAUCAUGUCGACGCCGAACUGCGACAUCCACACAUUACCGCUAUGCUACCCGCCUGGGGACAAUUGCUGGCCAAUGACUUGUAUGAAGUGAGUCAGUUGUCCACGAGUCCAAAGUGUUGUAAUGAAAAUGCCAAUGUGAAAGAUCCAGAGGAGCUGCAGCAUUGUUAUGUGCAUCGCGGCGCCGAUUGCAAGGAGUACAAACGCUCUGCGCCCGGCUACGAUGCAGAGGUGUGCAACAGACGUCAACGGGAACAAAUGAAUGUUGCUUCGUCAUACAUCGACGGCUCUGGCUUGUAUGGCGCCACUGUCAGGGAUAUGCAGGACUUGCGUACAUACAUUAGUGGUGGUGUUAAGGUUGAAUCAUGCAAAUACUGUCAGUUGAGCAGCGCUUCUGGUGCUCUGCAUCGUGCCUUGCUGCAGGAACACAACAAUAUUGGCGAGCAACUGGCUCAUUUGAAUCCUGAAUGGUCUGAGGAGGAUGUGUUUUUUGAGGCUCGUCGCAUUGUUACAGCACAAAUACAACAUAUCACCUACAGCGAAUUCCUACCCAUGGUGUUGGGUCAAGAGACAACAGCCAAAGAUGGUUUAAAACUCACUGCCGAGAAGCACUCAUCGAACUAUUCAAGCACCAACCGCGCUGGUGUCUACAAUGAAGUCGCUAAUGGCGCGUUCCCCUCAUUCCUCACCAUGUAUCCACCCGAGAUGAUCUCGCGCUCUAUGUCUGCAUCGCAAUUGCUAUCGCUUGCCGCUUUGCAGAAGUCGCUCAUUCCGGCUGUAAAAAGUGUUGACGGUUGGACCGAAUUGGCUUUGGCUAUACACCGCGGUCGCGAUCAUGGCAUACCCUCCUACCACCACGCUCUGGAUAUGUGCCAGAAUCAGUACUCCGGCUCAGACUCUGCCAAUUUCACCUUUGAAACUUUGUCUAAGGUCUCAAACAUACCUGAGGAACACAUUACCAGCUUGAGAGAUAUAUACCAGAGCGCAGAUGAUAUUGAUUUGUUGGUAGGCGCUUUACUUGAAGAUCCUGCAGUUGGCGCCUUAUUCGGCCCCACAAUCACCUGCUUGUUAACACGUCAGUUCGAGUUACUCAAGAAGUCUGAUCGCUUCUGGUAUGAAAAUGAUAUUCCACCAUCCUCAUUUACUUUGGAACAACUGCAGAGCAUCCGUCGCACUACACUAGCUGGUCUCCUUUGUACGUCCAACCAGGUGGAGAAGGUUCAGUCGAAAGCUUUCAUACGCGAGGAUAACUUCCUGAACUCCGUACUGGUGUGUGAUCAAAUCCCUACUUUGGACCUACGUCCUUGGCAAUCCAACCCUAAGGAAGACGAGUUGCAUGAACAUGUAGAGAUGGAACCCGAAGUAAAGGAGGCUAUCAGUGAAAUUAACAUUGAGCUAUUGGAAGCUGCUGUGGAACGCGCCAAGGUUGAGCUCGAAGAACGCAAACGUUUCGAAUAUGAGUCCUGGUUGUCACAGGGUGGCAUCAGCGCCAAAUCAGGCGACGGUGUUGCCGCCUCUUUCAGCAAAGCCAACCGCAAUGCGCUUGCACUCGCCAACUCAUCACUCAUCUUCGAAUUGACCUCCAACGAAAUCUUGAACACCUUGAACUCUAUUAAUCGUCGCAAACGUCAAACUUUUGACUCCAACUUUAAUCGCAAUGAACUUUCGGAGACUCUGCAGACUAUUGAUAUCAAUGCCAUACUUGGCGGCUCAACUCAGCAAGUAAAUACCGAAUGUGAUGAUCCACCAAUUGCUUGUGAUACUUCGACACCCUUCCGUUCUUUGACCGGUUAUUGUAACAACUUACGCAACCCGAACUGGGGCAAGUCGUUGACCACGUUCUCACGACUCCUUCCUUCACAAUACGAUGAUGGUAUCUCGAAGGUCCGUCUCGUUUCAGUCAACGGCAGUCCUCUACCCAAUCCACGUACUAUUUCCACCGUAAUUCAUCCGGAUAUUUCGAACUUGCACACACGCUACUCACUCAUGGUAAUGCAAUUCGCACAAUUCCUGGAUCACGAUCUUACAUUGACACCAAUACACAAAGGUUUCCACGAGUCCAUACCCAGCUGUCGUCGCUGCAACUCACCGCAAACUGUACAUCCCGAAUGUAACCCCUUCCCUGUGCCACCCGGUGACUAUUUCUUCCCCGAAGUGAAUGUGACAAGCGGCGAACGUUUCUGUUUCCCCUCCAUGAGAUCGCUGCCCGGUCAAUUGGCAUUGGGUCCACGUGAACAGAUAAAUCAAAAUACUCACUUUUUAGACGCCUCUAUGGUUUAUGGUGAGAAUCAUUGUGUGGUAAAUAAAUUGCGCGGUUUUGGCGGUCGCUUGAACUCCACCAUACGCUCGUUCGGCAAAGAGCUACUGCCACAGUCCAACUCUCAUCCCGAAUGUAAGUCUCGAAACAAUCUCUGCUUCAUUGCUGGUGAUGAACGAGCCUCCGAGCAGCCAGGUCUCACUGCCAUCCACACCAUUUUCAUGCGUGAGCACAAUCGUAUUGUCGAAGGUCUCCGUGGUGUGAAUCCACACUGGAAUAGCGAUCAAUUGUUUCUUCAUUCGCGCCGCAUACUCACCGCCGAAUGGCAGCAUAUGGUAUUCAAUGAAUUCCUGCCACGUGUGCUGAGUUGGAACGCUGUUAACUUGUAUGGUUUGAAGCUGUUGCCUCAAGGUUACUACAAGGACUACAAUCCCUCAUGCAGUCCGAUAAUUUUCAAUGAAUUCGCUGCCGCUGCUUUCCGUAUUGGACACUCCCUGCUGCGUCCACACAUUCCACGCUUGAGUGUGAACCAUCAACCCGUCGAUCCACCUCUACUAUUGCGUGAUGGUUUCUUCCGAAUGGAUGCUAUUCUUCAACCUGGUAUCGUUGAUGAGAUCACGCGUGGUCUGGUGGCAACUCCUAUGGAGACUCUGGAUCAGUUCAUCACUGGAGAGGUGACCAACCAUUUGUUUGAGGAUCGUAAAAUUCCCUUCUCCGGCAUCGAUCUCAUUGCGCUGAACAUCCAAAGAGCUCGCGAUCACGGUAUACCCAGUUACAAUAACUAUCGCGCUCUCUGCAAUCUGAAACGUGCCACUACCUGGAGUGAUCUGAGUCGAGAAAUGCCAAAUGAGGUCAUCAAUCGUUUUAAGAAAAUUUAUGCCUCUGUCGAUGAUAUCGAUCUCUUCCCCGGCGCGAUGACUGAACGACCACUGCAAGGCGGUUUGGUUGGUCCCACUUUGGCUUGUAUUAUUGGUAUCCAAUUCCGUCAGUUGCGUAAAUGCGAUCGUUUUUGGUAUGAGAACGCUAAUCCCGAAGUACGCUUCACCGAAGCUCAGCUCGCUGAAAUACGCAAGGUCACUUUGGCCAAAGUUAUUUGUGAGAAUUUGGAAAUUCCCGGUGACAUUCAACGUGCUGCCCUCGACUUACCCAGCAACUUCCUCAACCCACGUGUACCCUGCUCCUCAAUGCCCCAGGUCGAUUUGAGUCAGUGGCGUGAAAACGUACAAGGUUGCCAGAUUGGAAAUAGACAUGUGCGUGUUGGCGAAUCUGCUUUCCCCUCACCAUGCACCAGCUGUGUGUGCUCAGCCGAAGGCCCACAAUGCGCCUCACUGCGCAUCACCGAUUGCGGUCAACUCAUACGCCAGUGGCCCAAAGAAGCCAUUCUCCGUGACGAAGUGUGCAAUUCACAGUGUGGCAUCUACUUGAAUGGCAAUGGUAACUUUGCGCAAGCGCGUCAAGCCUCCGUACAAGCGCCCGCACGUGUACAACGUUCGCGUCCAGAGAAUAUUUUCAAAUUCCCCGACUUAACGCCGUUCAUUGCGUCGUUGUAAGCCGAGGGAAAACUGCAUUAAAAAAAUGGAAAGAAAAAUCGCUUGGAAUUUUAUUGAGAACGAGUGUGAGAAAAAAACUAAAAAACUAAAAUUAUUUUGAUCGAAGCUAUUUAGUGUUUAAUAAGUUAACAAAAAAAAAUAACACAACAGCUGCUUGAGAAAAGUGAGAAUGAAGAAAAAAUUAAGAAAUUCUAUAACUGCUAUGGCUGGUGUUACAUGAUUGUUGCCCGCUGCCAAUAACUAGAUAUUACAUUAAAACUAAUUAUUUGUCAAUAAUCUCAAAGGCAACUUUACUAUCGCUCAACACACAUACAUACAUAUUUACUUAAAUGAAUUUAACAUAUUCACGCUCUUUAUGCAAUCCAACAGUGCGAGGGUUGUAGUAAAUGGCUUUGAAAUGACUUUAUAUAUAUGUAUGUGAAAUUCAUAAUAAAAAAUAAAAAGAAAUCAAAAAUGGCAGUAAGAAACCUCAAAGACUUAAGUACUUCUAGCAUAUAAUGAAAUAAUGCAUAAGUAUGUUAAUAAACGACAAUAUUAUGUUUAUCCUAACACCACACAACUAUCACCUUCUAUAUAAAUAAAAAAUGUCCAUGUCUUCCAUGUACCCAAUUUCCCUUAAAGUGCUGAAGAGCGCAACCUGUCAAUGCCUUUCAACCUUCUUUUCAACUGCCUAAAAGUGUUUUAACUCGCUACUAAGCAAAAGAAAAAAAA